UCAGCCUUCUUAUUGUCCGCACAUUCCGUGCUGAGGGAUUGCGAGUAUCGCUGUCAUUAUGACAAUCCGCUCAUUGUAACGGGGAUCUCGAGUGGAGUUUGAUAGGAGCUCGGUCACACACACGACCAUUGCCCGCGGCUGCCUUUUCUCGUCUUGUGUCGCUACUGCUGCUGUUGCUGUUAUUACGGAGAGAGAAGUUUAUGUGACUGUCACCGCCGAUCUCCUCAAUGAAGUCUCCUCUGCUUUACUGAAACCUCCUCCUCAGAUGCUUUCCUUUGCCCGCCCGGCGCCUCUUACCUUGGAUCGGGAUGGAUAAACACAUCUUGGCUCUGCUGCAACUUUUCCUGUCUCUGGUUUGUGGUGCGCAACAGCCCCUGCAACAAAAGUGCAAUGAAACACUUAUGUUGGAAAAUUUCCCAGAUUGCCGGAAAGAUUUUGAAGAAAAUAUGAAGAGAGUAAAUCCUACCCAGUGGUGUAACCUGACAGAAUUCAUUAUGUAUUAUGACAAAUUUUCUAAAUGCACGGAAAGUAAAGCUUUGAGUUAUGGUUGCUUUUGGCCAAACGGCUUGGCAGAAGAAUUUAUUACGGGGAUCCAUAAACAUUUCUUUUCAAACUGUACUUCAAAUAAAGUGACGUGGGAGGAUCCACCUGAUGAAAUACUUACGACUCUUAUUUUGAUUCCUGUAGUUUUGAUGGCAGCUAUGAUCAGUGUGGUAGUUUGGUGCAGUAAGAGAGGUGAUGUAUUUGGAUAAACUCUUUUUCCAGCCUCCUCAAACAGUUACUUUGACAAAAAAAAAAA
Molecule: messenger RNA, 799 nt
Organism: Xenopus tropicalis (tropical clawed frog)
Lineage: Eukaryota; Metazoa; Chordata; Amphibia; Anura; Pipidae
Gene: ramp3
Product: receptor (G protein-coupled) activity modifying protein 3
Biological process (GO): intracellular protein transport; regulation of G protein-coupled receptor signaling pathway
Cellular component (GO): plasma membrane; membrane
Molecular function (GO): coreceptor activity
Source: RefSeq, marked provisional